Messenger RNA from Lactuca sativa (garden lettuce), 5090 nucleotides. RefSeq lists its product as uncharacterized. Lineage: Eukaryota; Viridiplantae; Streptophyta; Magnoliopsida; Asterales; Asteraceae. Gene Ontology annotation, molecular function: ATP binding; transmembrane receptor protein tyrosine kinase activity. The record is from RefSeq and is a predicted model, not a curated record. Gene Ontology annotation, cellular component: plasmodesma; plasma membrane. Gene Ontology annotation, biological process: protein autophosphorylation.
CUUUAGCAUUGAAAAACCAAAGUAAGUGGAACUGACUGGAGUAGUGGAGCAUACGGUCCCAUAUGGUGUGUAUCGUCGCCGGCUGCCCAUCGCAAUCGUUUAAAGGGGCUGUGACAUUAUAGCAGCAAUCGUUUGCACAAAGCAUAAUACUGUGAUGAACUCGAAACUCGAAAGGGUUGAAUCAUCCCAAAAUUCUCACUUCUCGGUUUACGUAAGUGGCAGCGAAAUAUGUUGAGGAGUACAGAAAUGAAGGGAUUGACUCUUGUACCAAAAAAGCUGGAAUAAGUAUUUUUUUUCAUAAAUCGGGGGAUUUUUAUGAAAUUUGCGUCAGCCUUUUUUUUUCUUUUUUCCUGGCCCGAAUCCAAAAUAUGUUUGGACCUGCCAAGUGCCAACCAUCACUAAAACAUCUUAAUUUGUGUCAUUCAAAAAUUCUCCUCCCUCCAAAUUCAUUUGAUAAACACAAGCACCAUGUCUUCAUCUUUUUCCAAACACUUUGCCCGCUUACAAAUCCCACUGAAAGAUAUAGCAUCCGCCACCAACAACUUUUCUGAUACAAAUCUGAUUGGAGAAAAUGCAUUGAGAAAGACCUACAAAGGAAAACUCUCGCGAUCUAAACAACAGAUUGAUAUCGUCGCCAAGAGGCUACUUGGUAAAGAUGAAUACAAGAAGGCUAUAUUGCAGGCGGAGAUUUCGACUCUUUCUAGUCUUAAGCAUGAAAAUCUGGUCUCUGUUGUUGGGUUCUGUGAUGAGAAAGAUGAGAAGAUCAUCAUAUACAAGCAUGAGGCCAAUGGAAGUCUUGAGAAACAUCUGAAAGACCCGUGUCUUACAUGGAUACAAAGAUUGGAAAUAUGUGUUGGCGUUGCACGUGCAUUAAGUUACAUCCAUUAUGAUAAGGAACGCAAUUUUAGCCUCAUACAUUGUAACAUCACGAGCUCCAAGGUUUUACUAGAUGUCAACUGGAAUACCAAGUUAUCAGAUUUUGAAUUUGCCAAGAUAGUAACAGCAGCUCGAAGAAACCGACUUAAAUUUGCAAAUUUUAAUGGCACGAAAGGGUAUAUAGACCCUAGUUAUAUAAAGACUGGAUUCGUAUCUCACAAAACGGACGUGUACUCGUUCGGGGUUGUAUUAUUUGAGGUCCUCUGUGGAAGGAGAGCAUAUGUUCCUUGGCAACAAGAUUGGCAAGAGGACAUUAAUGUGGGAAAACUAGAGGAGAUUGUAGAGGAAGACAGGGGCUCAUCUCAGUGCACAGCGGAAUCGCCAUCAUUGGCCAAACACCAUUCCAUUGUGACAAAGCAGGAUGCUGUGGAGGCGGGGUCGGUCCAAGAUACAUCAGACAACUUUCCUAUGCAGAUGCUGUCGUUGGAGGAUCUUGACUGGAGGCGAGGAAGAUCACAAAUGGGGAUUUCGUUUGGGGAAAUGGUGCACUUCAGGCCAGACUCAUCAGAUUUUGUCGGGAUUUCACUUGUGGGACAUAAGUUUAAGAAGUUUUACCCCUUCGAAAGUCAAGAGAAAGAGUUGUUAGCUCCAUUGGCCAUAUCCCAUUAUGAAAACGGAAAAUUAGAGGAUAUGAUCAAUCCAGAUCUCUGGAGGCAAAUAGAAAAAGAUUCAUUAGAAAUCUUUUCAGAAACAGCCUAUAGCUGCUUAAAGCAGGAACGAGCAGAACGCCCACACAUAGAUCAAAUCAUCAUAAGACUUGAGAAAGCCUUGGAUCUGCAAAGGAAACAUGAAAAUAGUUUAAGAGUAAUAAAGGCAAAAUCAGAGGUUGAUGCUGAUGUUGAAGGUCCAUCAACCACUAAAUUCAAGUGGAAGGGCAUGGAACACUUGAUGAUUGGAUAUAAUGAUAUAGAGGUGGCCACACAGAAAUUUACUGAAAACCGCAUUGGGUACGGUGCAUUUGGUGAUGUCUACAAAGCAGAGCUUGAACAUUUUGAUAGUGAAAAAUAUUCCUCGGCGGUAGAAGAAAAGGAUUUAAGUAGUCUGCCCAAGAUAUGCAGCACUGUAGCUGUAAAACGCCUCUUCAAAAGAACAGGCACACAAGCAGACACAUCGUUUGCUGCAGAAAUUAAGACUCUUACAAGUUGUAAGCAUCCCAACAUAGUCUCUCUUCUUGGAUUUUGUGAGGAAGAUUCUAAUAAGAUGCUCCUGGUCUACGAGUAUGUUCCCAAGGGAAGCCUUGAUGACAAUUUGCGAAGUAAAGAUAACAUGAUUAAUCUUAAAUGGGCAAUGCGUCUGCAAAUCUGUCUUGAUAUUGCAGAGGGAGUAAAUUACCUUCACACCCAAAAAAGGAUAAUACACCGAGACAUAAAGAGUGCCAACAUUCUGCUGGACCAUAAGUGGAGGGCAAAGAUUGCCGACUUUGGGCUCUCCAAAAUCAUUCCCGAGAGUCAAAAGGCCAGUUAUCUCCAUACAAAAGUUUCAGGUACACCAACGUAUUUGGAUCCAGAAUAUAAGAACACAAAGAUUUUGAAAGCAGCAUCAGAUAUCUAUUCUUUGGGAGUUGUUCUAUUUGAGAUUGUAUCCGGAACUUUGGCCUAUGAUACAAGAUACACCAAGGAAAAUCCCAUGGGGAUUGCACACUUCGCCCGACAACACUUCAAUAAGGGAACACUAACGUCAAUGUUAGAUCCUAUUCUAAAGGAAGAGAUUGAUGAAAACAAUUUUACUUUAAGUAAAGGGCCCAAUCAAGGUUCUUUGAAUACAUUCCUAAAUAUCGCACAUAAAUGUUUGGCAGAGACUCAAGUCGACCGUCCGAAAAUUGGAUAUGUCAUAAGUAAAAUCAAGGAUGCAAUGAUUCUUCAAGAAAACCACAGGGAUAAUCUCAAGAUUUCACUUGAAGACAUAAAAUUGGCCACUAAUAACUUCAGUGAUAACAACCUCAUCGGAAGAGGAGGAUCUGCAAGAGUUUACAGAGGGGAAGUUACUCGCGCUAACCGAUGUCAUACAGUUGCUGCAAAACGAUUGAAUAGCGAUGGUGGUCAACACAAAAAUGAAUUUAUGACCGAACUUGAAAUUCUUCAGGAUUAUAAACAUGAGAGUGUCAUUAGUCUUGUAGGCUUUUGCUACGAAAUUGUCGAAAAUAUUAUUGUUUAUGAAUUUGCAUCUAGAGGAAGUCUAGAUAUGCACUUGAAGGACUAUGCCCUUACGUGGAUGAAACGGCUUCAGAUAAGCAUUGAUAUUGCCAGCGGGUUGGAUUUCCUUCAUGGAUCUGGAGGCGAUAGACAAGAGGUGGUGAUACAUAGAGACAUCAAAAGCUCAAGCAUUCUACUCACUGAUGAUUGGAAAGCAAAAAUUUGUGAUUUUGGGCUUUCAUUAAUAAGUCCAAUAAAUAGUGAAAUGGACUUUGUCACCGACAAUGCUUGUGGCGCAAUAAAUUAUCGUGACCCAGUGUACUUGAAACUGGGCUACUUAACAGCGCACUCUGACAUCUACUCGUUUGGUGUAGUUUUAAUUGAGAUCUUAUGUGGAAGAUUAGUACAUGAAGACAACAGUAUCCAAAUUGCAGAUCUAACAGAUUUGUAUAAAAAUCAUUAUGAAAAUGGAACACUAGAUGAGAUCCUGUUUGGAGGUAUAAAGGAACAAGCUGUGCCAGAAUCAUUGAUUACAUUUCAAAAUCUUGCUUAUGAAUGCUUAUAUCAUGAAAGAGAAAAGCGACCAACAACACAUGACGUGCUACUACGACUGAAGAAAGCAUUGGAAUUUCAAGAAGAUUAUGUAAUAUGGAAGCCCAAAUUGCCUAAUGACUAUGAAGAAAUAUUCAAGAUGUCAAAUUCUUGUGAUGUCUACUCUACCGAAAAGAAAAAGGAACUCUACAACAUGCUCCGCAAAGGAAUCCUUCUUCAACAUGACAAAGUGUUGUUUUCACUAGGAGAUAAUGGAGAAAGAAAUGAAAUGAUAUCAGCACGAAAGUUUUCAUACAAACACCGUCUGUCACAUAAGUGGCAAUCUAUUCCUGAAUCAAGGUUUCCUAAAGUAGCGAAGAUGUCAGAUCUUUCGAAUCUAAAGAUCCGAUUAAAGAUAAGACCUCAACUUUUAGCUCGUGGUGUCAAUUAUAGUGUUCAUCUCUUCUUUAAAUUUUGUGGUCCAAGAAAAUCUCUAGCUAAAGGGAUGUACGUGAACUUGAAGUACAAAUUGGGGAUCGAGACCUUACAUGCAUAUUUUGCAACAUGGAGAGAAGAUGGGUGGAUGAUGAUUGAAUUGUGUCGAUUCUCAAAUGACAAGGAAGAUAUUGAUUUUGAGUUUCUACUAGAGAGCUUUUCACGAUGCUAUUGUGGAAGUCGUGCCAUCUAUGUCGAAGGCAUUCAGUUUCUAGCCAUUGACAAUGUGAAAGAUGAAGAAAUUGAUGAAUUAAAGAAUGUCCCAAAAGUCUUGAAAUCAGACUUAAACAUGGACCAGUUGCAAAAAUUAAUGCCAACUAAUUGUGAAGAAAUAUUUAAUGAUGGUGAAAAGAUUCUUUUGCUGGUGAAUGGAAAGAAACAUCUUAUGCUUUCAGCGAAGGCGGCUCUUUUGGAAUAUCCUAAUGCAAUGCCAUUUCAAAUGAAACCAUCAACUCAAUCCAGUUUUGGGGAGGAGAUCGAGCUCCUUCCACAACAAGUACUUUGUAUCAAUUGCAGGAUAAAAAGUGAAUGGUUAUCCGGAGAUAUGGAGUAUGUGUGCUACCUUGUGUUUAAGAUUUCAGAAAAAUGUAUUGGGCUACAUUAUCCUGUGAAAGUACAUAAUUUACUCCAUGGAAACAACAAAAAGCCUGAAAUUCUUUAUUUUAGAUGCCCAAGGCCUUGGAAUUUACAUGAUACAACUCAAGCUCCAAAACAACGGGCUGAUGGAUGGAUGGAGGUUAGGGUUUGGAAAUUGAACUCAAAGCACAGACUUGAAAAUGAUCAUUUUCAUGUCAAAUUGAAACUAAUUAUUUAUGAAGGAACUAUGUCAGGCCUUAUCUUAUGUGGUCUGGAAUUUCGAGCAGUGUAAGAAUAUAUACAAUGAAAUGAUGAAUGCAAACUCACUCAACAAUACAUCUGUGCAUUCUUAUGUAUAUAUUGUAUUUUUUAUAUAAUAAAUAAACAUGUAGCAAUAUAAUCGCAACAAUCUUUAUAAGA